Messenger RNA from Alternaria viburni, 1389 nucleotides. RefSeq lists its product as uncharacterized. The transcript is spliced from 2 exons. Bases 1 to 1389 code for a protein of 462 amino acids. The record is from RefSeq and is a predicted model, not a curated record. Lineage: Eukaryota; Fungi; Ascomycota; Dothideomycetes; Pleosporales; Pleosporaceae.
AUGUCGACCUCGGUGCCUUUCAUCAUCCUUCCAGUGACAGAACCACCAGCAACUGUUCAGAAUCCUCAAACCGGCACAUACGAAAGCAUCCUCUCUAUCGAUGGAAAGCCUAUAGUAACCGUGACGGUAUUGAUGCCAUACGCUGCAUCGGGCUUCUCGUACAACAGACAAGUGGUGGCUCCCAAUGCACCUCCGAUCACCGUCGAUGGUUUUGUUCUGUCAGCGCACUUGAACCCGAAUCAGAUUCAAUUCGUAGCUCCUGCUACACCAGCCGUCCCCACCCCAGAUCCCACACCAGACCCCUCCACUGAUGCGGCAACCACGUCUAAUACUGCACGCGUGUCGGUUCCUACAUCGACAUCGAACAAAACUACCGGCCCAACUCCCACAACAGCUUCGCUGCCAGCAACCGCUGACUCGGGACUUGGGACGGGUGCAAUCGCUGGUAUUGCAGUUGGCUGCCUUGUUGCCGGUGCCUUGCUCGCUGGAUUCAUCCUGUGGUUCUGCUGGCGCAAAAGAAGACAGCCAAAGAAUCAUUAUCCUCAACCAGAUACGUAUGCGUUAGCUUCGCAGGAGAAAGGGUUCUCCGCCAACACUAUACCGUUAGCCGGAAAACUAUCAUCCGGAGCUGCUUUGGGUGGUGGACUUCCUCAGCCUUUGGAAGACAAAGCCAUCUCUGGCGAUGUUUCGAAAAUCAGCAAUGCCAUCAAGAAUCACGUCCAGAGUUACUACCACACCAGCCGUGUCAACCCUGGUCUCAUCGAUUAUGAGGACCUACAGGCACUAGGACCAGGUCUACCAGUCUCCGUAGGAACGCUCACUACAUUGAUUGGAAAUGCUGCAACUCGAGAGAUUGCGCUAAGGUUUAUCAUCGCCUGGGUGAUCGUAUCGAAACUUCAACCCUCCAAAGAUCCCUCAAAGAGCCUCUUGCCGUCCGAAGUCGCGCAAUGUUACCAAGCCGUCGCAACUGGAGAUCGUGGCUUUCAAGCUCAAACAUCAUUGAUGGCGCGCUGGCGGGUCAUGACUGCGGAGUUGAUGCAGGCUAGCUACAUUCGCAAUCCCUUCGGUCCUUCCGACAGUCGACAUGCAAGCAUACAGGCAACGCUUGCAACAUUAGACAACGUUCUGCAGCCAUACGCGGACUCUCGCAUGAACAACGGAGAGCGCAAGCGAAAUCUUGAGGAAGUGCUGAAGCGGGCUGCGCUCUUUGCUUUCACGCUGUUUUCCCAGCCUAGCGCAUGGGAAUUUGAGUGGCAGGAGGAAGAAGGUGUCACGUCAGGGGACCUGUGCAUUUUCCCCGCUCUUGUGCAAGUAGCGGACGAGGCUGGCCAUCCAGUUAGUCCGCCGCGGCCUUUCAGUGAGGCUGUGGUGAGACGGUUGGAUGCAUGA